CUGCAUGGCCAUGAUGUACUGUGGCCACCCGUUGAACAGGUGUUGAAGGAUCCAAAGUAUGCUGAUUACAAAGUUGUUUUCACUGGUCAUUCGCUUGGAGGCGCCCUAGCUGCUUUAGCAGCUGCUCGUACCGCUAAAGAAGGUCUGAGGCCAGGCGAUAAAAUUACAAUUUACACCUUUGGCGAACCUCGAGUUGGAACCGCUCAAUUCGCUAUGAAUUUCGACGCGUUGAUUAAGGACAGGUAUCCGGAUUCUAUGGAACCAGGUUCGUACUAUAUCGAAUGCACUGGACAGCCGCGUGGCGAAGACUUUACUUGUUCGGAUAAGUUGAAGUUCUACCACGAUCAGUCAAAUAGCUACAUAUGGGACCAUCGGCAUUACUUUACUGUUCGACAUUUUGGUGAUACUGGUAAACAUGAGCUUACGAUAAAACGAGGAUAUUCAAUGUGCAGUUGCACUGCACUCAAAAACUCGUCCCACGAUUAG
Molecule: messenger RNA, 486 nt
Organism: Cooperia oncophora
Lineage: Eukaryota; Metazoa; Nematoda; Chromadorea; Rhabditida; Trichostrongylidae
Source: the annotation of a GenBank genome assembly